GAGCCGUACACCAUCGCCGAGUCGGAGCGCGCCGCCGGCUUCGGUAACUUCGAAUUCGCCCAGAAGCGCAAGAUCGAGACGCAACCGACCAAGGAGGAGUUCGCCGAGAGCAAGCGAAUGAAGGUCGAUCCGGAGGAGCAAUGACACGUUAUCUUCAAAUCGUAACCCGUAGAUUAUCAUCAGCCUUGUAUGUGACCGCCGAUAAAGCGCAGGAUCACUUUGUGCUACUCACCCCGUACAUCAAUUUCGAUGAACAAUUGGAGAACAAGCCGAAAUUGGAACGCAGCAUCAAGCUGAGAGGCAUUAAUGUCGACUUGGAGAGAAUCGAGAGGCGUUGGCUGUUCUUUCGAUACCUGGACGAGCAAAGGCUUACCUUGGAGCUGACCAAAGGCGAAAUCGGCAAAGAAAUCGCAGAUCUGCUCAAAAGGGGGGACAAUGUCGAAAAUCUGAAAUUGCAGGCGAAGCUCAUAAAGGACGACCUGAAGAUGCUAAAGAACUACUUGUACGGCGUCGAAGAAUCUGCAGCGCUCGCCGUUCUAUCGUUACCAAACAGUUUGCAUCCGAACACCCCAGAUGACACCGAACGCCUACUCUUCGAGUAUUUGCCCACGUCUCAGCGAUCCUCGCGAAGUCACAUGGAAAUUGGUGGCAGCUUAAUCAAGUUUAUUAAUCCGUACUUGUACUAUUUGCGUGGUGACGCUGCACUAUUCGAAUAUUUGCUAACGAGCUAUAUGUCGAGCACCCUCGCAUCCUUCACGAGGAUUUCAAACUCCGACUUUUGUCGGAGCGUAAUAGUCGAAGGUUGUGCAACCGAUUUUCGAGAUAAAAGCGUAUUCACCCUCGAAAAGUGUACAGGUGACGUCGAAUUUACGCGAACUCACUUAGUAGGCGGCGCCAGUUUGUACGCGUUCAUGACUUAUUUCACCAAGCACCUCGUCACGGAAAAAAGGCUACCUCUAAGAUUGUUCACUACGGCUCGAUCGUAUAACCCCAACACGGUUCGUGACGACGGCUUAUUCAGUGUGAAUCAAGAAACGAGCCUCGAAUUUUUCUUGGCUUUGAAGGAUGAUGAGCAAGAAAUGGAAGAGGAGUUCAACAAAGUUGUUUCGUUGCUCAUUACGUCGUACAAGGCGUUGGGCUACCAUUUUCGUUUGGUCUACAUUCCAGCACAAAAGUUAAAAAAUCAUGAAUGUUUACGUGUUUCGAUUGAGAUGUUUUCUAGUUUUACACAGACAUAUAAAGAAGUCGGUCAUUGUUCGAUUAUUGAUAGUUUUUUAAGUAAAAGGCUGUUGUUCACGUAUGAUAUAAAUAAGGAGAGGAAGUUUGUAAGAAUUAUUUCUGGUACUUUAUUAAAGGUGCCGCCGUUAUUGGCUUGUGUGUUAGAAAAUAACGGUCGGACCGAUAAUUUGUUAACUGAUUUUUUACGAAAAUACGUUUAAUAAAAUAAAAGUAAAAAAGCAA
Messenger RNA from Photinus pyralis (common eastern firefly), 1461 nucleotides. RefSeq names its product serine--tRNA synthetase-like protein Slimp (gene Slimp). Gene Ontology annotation, biological process: seryl-tRNA aminoacylation. The transcript is spliced from 2 exons. Lineage: Eukaryota; Metazoa; Arthropoda; Insecta; Coleoptera; Lampyridae. The record is from RefSeq and is a predicted model, not a curated record. The coding region runs from base 141 to 1439 and encodes 432 amino acids. Gene Ontology annotation, molecular function: tRNA binding; serine-tRNA ligase activity; ATP binding. Gene Ontology annotation, cellular component: mitochondrion.